ACUACCACCACCGCAUCUACACCCAUCACAACAAACGUCACUCAGACUACUGCGACAGUCAUAUUGUUCUCGUAACCCCCUCUUGACUGACAGCGUCUUUGUGUAAACAAGCGAUAAACAACCCGACGAAACUCGGACGAGUUCUUACAUUCCAUUUCUUGGAGACGGGAUAUCCGAACUUCACACCUUCGCCAUCCCCCUCGUAGCUAUCGCCGAGAACAACUCUCAACAUGGCUUAUCAAGCUGGCGGUGACCCCAACCAAGGCCACAACAUGCAGGAAUACCCCCCGUCGUCAUACGACCGACGGGACUACGAUUCCGACGACGAGAACGAGAAGGUCCCACUCAAUGCACCGGGGGCUGGUCCCUUCACUGGGCCCUUCGACGAGCAGAACCGUGGCGCUCCCCAGCAGGCCGGAUACUCCCUGACCGAGAGCUACGGGGCACCGCCGCCUGCCGGAACCGAUCCCACAGUACAGUUCGGUGUCCCCGGACGCGCACCGAGUCCGUACGCCCGUUCCGACGGUGCAUCUUCCACCGAGGCCUGGAGACAGAGACAGGCCCCAGCUUCGCUGCGGCGAUACGGAACACGAAAGAUCCGUCUGCAGCAGCAGGUCCUUUCCAUCGACUACCCGGUGCCCUCGGCCAUCCAGAAUGCCAUCCAGGCCAAGUACAGGCAAGCAGAUGUUGAAGGCGGAAGCGAAGAGUUCACACACAUGCGAUACACUGCUGCUACCUGUGAUCCCGACGAUUUCACCCUCAAGAAUGGAUACAAUCUGAGGCCAGCCAUGUACAACAGGCACACGGAGCUUCUGAUCGCCAUCACCUACUACAACGAAGACAAGAUGCUUACUGCACGUACGCUUCACGGUGUCAUGCAGAACAUCCGUGAUAUCGUCAAUCUGAAGAAGUCCGAGUUCUGGAACAAGGGCGGACCCGCUUGGCAGAAAAUCGUUGUUUGCUUGGUCUUUGACGGUAUCGAUCCCUGUGACAAGAACACGCUGGACGUCCUCGCAACCAUCGGUAUCUUCCAGGACGGUAUCAUGAAGAAGGACGUCGACGGAAAAGAGACCACCGCCCACAUUUUCGAAUACACUACUCAGUUGUCGGUGACGGCAAACCAGCAGCUCAUUCGACCGCGUGACGAUGAUCCCGCCUGUCUGCCUCCCGUGCAGAUGAUGUUCUGUCUGAAGCAGAAGAACACCAAGAAGAUCAACUCUCACAGAUGGCUGUUCAACGCGUUCGGUCGUAUCUUGAACCCCGAGGUUUGCGUGCUUUUCGACGCCGGAACCAAGCCCGGAGCCAAGUCCGUUCUCGGUCUGUGGGAGGCUUUCUACAACGACAAGGACUGUGGUGGUGCUUGUGGUGAAAUCCACGCCAUGUUGGGUAAGGGCGGUAAGGCUUUGCUGAACCCGCUCGUCGCUACCCAGAACUUUGAGUACAAGAUCUCGAACAUUCUGGAUAAGCCUUUGGAGUCGUCUUUCGGUUACGUCUCUGUGUUGCCCGGAGCUUUCUCGGCCUACAGAUUCCGUGCCAUUAUGGGACGUCCAUUGGAGCAGUACUUCCACGGUGACCACACUAUGUCGGCCCGUCUGGGUAAGAAGGGUAUCGAGGGCAUGAACAUUUUCAAGAAGAACAUGUUCUUGGCUGAGGAUCGUAUCCUCUGUUUCGAGUUGGUGGCCAAGGCCGGCUCCAAGUGGCAUCUGACCUACGUCAAGACCUCCAAGGCCGAGACCGAUGUGCCUGAAGGAGCUUCGGAGUUUAUUUCGCAGCGUCGUCGUUGGUUGAACGGAUCCUUUGCUGCCAGUAUCUACUCCCUGAUGCAUUUCGGGCGUAUGUACUCCAGUAGUCACAACAUCAUCCGCAUGUUCUUCUUCCACGUCCAGCUCAUUUACAACAUCAUGUCCCUCAUCACCUCGUUCUUCGGUUUGGCAAACUUCUGGCUCACGACAUCGGUCAUCAUGGACUUGGUCGGAAACCCGGACCCGGACACUGGAAAGAAGCCCUUCCCCUUCGGCACGGGAACCCCGAUCGUCAACACCGUCCUCAAGUACCUCUACCUCGGAUUUUUGCUGCUCCAAUUCAUUCUGGCUCUGGGUAACAGGCCCAAGGGUUCCAAGCACACUUACGUCAUUACGAUGUGUGUGUACGCCAUCAUCCAGGUUUACGUUGUCGCUCUGUCCCUCUACCUGGUGUACAGUGCUCUCACGAAUCAGGCCGGUUGGGACGAAUUGAACUCUGGAACUGGCGCCGGCGAUUGGAUCAAGAACUUUUUUACGAGCAUUGUUGGUGUUAUCUUGAUCGCCUUGAUCUCGACUUUCGGUCUCUACUUCAUCGCCUCGUUCAUGUACCUGGACCCGUGGCACAUGUUCCACUCGUUCCUUCAGUACCUCCUGUUGGCUCCUUCCUACAUGAACGUCCUCAACGUCUACGCUUUCUGCAAUUGGCACGAUGUGUCUUGGGGUACCAAGGGAUCCGACAAGGUCGACGUCAUGCCUUCCGCGACUACUAAGGCCGACAGCGAUGGUGUUAAGGUUAUUGAGGAGGCCGACAAGCCGCAGGCCGAUAUCGAUCAGGCGUUCGAGGUUACCGUCAAGCGCGCUCUGACGCCUUUCGUGCCCGAGGUCGAGGACGACAGCAAGAGUUUGGACGAUUCGUACAAGUCUUUCCGUACUCGAUUGAUUACCGGGUGGAUCUUCCUCAACGCCGGUCUUACUGUCAUUGUUACUUCUGACAACUUUGACCGAUUCGGUUUCUCGGAGAAGAACAACGCUUCGGCCAGAACUGCCAACUACUUCGUGUUCCUGCUGUGGCUUACUGCUGGCUUGUCGUUCAUUCGUUUCUUGGGUUGCGCAUACUUCCUUGGAAAGACGUCGAUCAUGUGCUGUUUCACGAGGCGUUAAAUGGGGGGAG
Tricharina praecox is the source of this 2913-nucleotide messenger RNA. Its product is annotated as chitin synthase-domain-containing protein. Lineage: Eukaryota; Fungi; Ascomycota; Pezizomycetes; Pezizales; Pyronemataceae. The coding region runs from base 231 to 2903 and encodes 890 amino acids. The transcript has 8 exons. Gene Ontology annotation, cellular component: cell periphery; cell septum. The record is from RefSeq and is a predicted model, not a curated record. Gene Ontology annotation, molecular function: chitin synthase activity.